AUGUUCUACACAGUCAACAUUCCUAUGUUCUACAUAGUCAAUAUCCCUAUGUUCUACACAGUCAACAAUCCUAUGUUCUACACAAUCAAUAUUCCUAUGUUCUACACAGUCAACAUUCCUACGUUCUACACAGUCAACAUUCCUAUGUUCUACACAGUCAACAUUCCUAUGUUCUACACGAUCAACAUUCCUAUGUUCUACACAGUCAACAUUCCUAUGUUCCACAUAGUCAACAUUCCUAUGUUCCACACAGUGAACAUUCCUAUGUUCUACACAAUCAAUAUUCCUAUGUUCUACACAGUCAACAUUCCUAUGUUCUACACAAUCAAUAUUCCUAUGUUCUACACAGUAAACAUUCCUACGUACUACACGGUCAACAUUCCUAUGUUUUACACAGUCAACAUUCCUAUGUUCCACACAGUUAACAUUCCUACGUACUACACAGUCAACAUUCCUAUGUUCUACACAGUCAACAUUCCUAUGUUCCACAUAGUCAACAUUCGUAUGUUCUACACAGUCAAUAUUCCUAUGUUCUACACAAUCAACAUUCGUAUGUUCUACACAGUCAACAUUCCUAUGUUCUACACGGUCAACAUUCCUAUGUUCUACACAACCAACAUUCCUAUGUUCCAUAUAGUCAACAUUCCUAUGUUCUACACAGUAAACAUUCCUAUGUUCUACACAGUCAACAUUCCUAUGUUCUACACAGUGAACAUUCCUAUGUUCCACACAGUGAACAUUCCUAUGUUCCACACAGUGAACAUUCCUAUGUUCUACACAGUCAACAUUCCUAUGUUCCACACAGUGAACAUUCCUAUGUUCUACACAGUCAACAUUCCUAUGUUCCACACAGUGAACAUUCCUAUGUUCUACACAGUCAACAUUCCUAUGUUCUACACAGUCAACAUUCCUAUGUUCUACAAAUCCACAUUCCUAUGUUCCACACAGUGA
This is a messenger RNA of Haliotis rufescens (red abalone), 951 nucleotides long. RefSeq names its product mucin-5AC-like. Bases 1 to 951 code for a protein of 316 amino acids. The record is from RefSeq and is a predicted model, not a curated record. Lineage: Eukaryota; Metazoa; Mollusca; Gastropoda; Lepetellida; Haliotidae. The transcript has a single exon.